CGUAGAUUUCCCCACUGUUACUCGUCUCCCAUCUGAAUAUAUCUUUCUGAGAAAGGACCAUUCUCUUCCUGCUGAUACUCCUGAAGGCUGAAAGAACAAGAGGGUAUCUUUUAGGGACUUUUCUAUCACCAGUGAGUUGACAAGGAGGAUUCCGCUUCACCCAGCACCACACAUUCACUCUCUCCUAGCAGGACUUCUGUUGCGUUAAUUUUGGGGAUUUCUUUGAAAUUGAAAAGGCAGCUGGAUGGUGUGUACUGCGAAGCUCGUUUCAGCUCCGUUGGCUUUGGAAUCCAGCUUUUCUUCAGCACGAUCCGAGGACGAUAAAAGACUCUUCGUCCCCCCCACCUCGCGAGCUUCCUAGCGACCGCCUCUGGAACCAGUGACUCUUUCAGCACCAUUCCAAGCGGACAGCUCCUUGGGACCAGCCUUGCUUCGCUAAGGCACUUCGAGAGAAGCAAGCGUGUGCGUUCGUCGGGGGAGGGGCGACUCAAUCCCCCACCUCCAGAUAGUCUGGUUAGAUCGUACAAUCUUCAUUAAUUAUCCGGAGGUGGAGGAGGGAGGCAGGAAAUAUGCUGUAGCCACAGAAAGGGCUUGCCGAAUACCAUAUAGGAGAAGGAAAUCGCAAGCCUUCUGGCUAUGCUUAGGUGAAAGAAAAAGAAUCACCACUCUGACCUGUCUUCUAAACUAUGCAAGACCCACACCCAUCCUGAUUUCGGAGAGAAGGAAGAGACUAGUACAACUGUGAUCCACUUGGCUAUUAGGCAGAAAGCAAGGGAGAGCUUUUUCUUUCUUUCUUUUUUUUAAAGAACAAACCCUACGGAGUUUAACACCACAAGUGCUGGGAAUAGCUUCACGCUGAGAUUCUCAGGAAAGUGAGGCUUGCAGGGAGCAGGGAGACACGGAUUUUUAAAACGCUGGGAUGGGAGAAUUUCGCCCAACUUCGCCAGGGCUCUGAGGAUUGUCGAAAAAGGAACAAAGGAGAUUUUGUUUUUGCCUCUCCUCCCUUCUCCUUCAUGUAAAGUUAUGCAAAACUUGGAGCCUUUCUCUAACUGCGCUACUACAAUCCUCCAGAGGGCUGCAAAAAGGACCUAGUAAAAGACUUGGGCAGUCUCUCCUUCCUUUACCUACCUGCCUUGGAAUGGAUACUGGAGAGGACUGGAAAUCUUGAUGGAAAAGUGAAAUUGAAAGGGGAAGAGAACCAUGGUUUUUCCCUUUCAGAAGACCACUGGUCAGUUCCUGCCUCCAGUCUCAGCCCUUUGAAGUUUCAUCUUUCACUAGGCAAGUUUCAAUGUCAAGCCAGUUUCUAAGCCAGGAAAGCUAAGGAGUUGUGUGAAGAGUCCUUGAUUUCCAUGGCUCUUUAGAUUGCUUGGGUUUAAUCUCAAGGUGUCUUUGGCAAUGACUGGGAAGAACAGGGGAUCUUUGUGCAUGGAGCAACUCUCUUUCUGUCUACUCUUGAGUAUCUGCAGUGGCUGGUGGUAUCAGCCAACUAGCUCAGCCAAACCCAAAGGCCAAGGACACCCUCAUGUGAACUCUAUCCGCCUUGAUGGGGACAUCACCCUAGGAGGCCUCUUCCCUGUACAUGGGAGAGGCUCAGAAGGCAAAGCCUGUGGGGAGCUGAAGAAAGAGAAGGGGAUUCACCGACUAGAGGCCAUGCUUUUUGCUCUGGACAGAAUCAACAAUGAUCCAGACCUUCUCCCAAAUAUCACCUUGGGGGCUCGCAUCCUGGACACUUGUUCUCGAGAUACCCAUGCCUUGGAGCAGUCACUCACCUUUGUCCAGGCCCUUAUUGAGAAGGACAGUACUGAGGUGCGCUGCAUUAAUGGUGGACCACCUAUCAUCACCAAGCCAGAACGUGUGGUUGGGGUAAUUGGAGCCUCAGGAAGCUCAGUCUCCAUUAUGGUGGCCAAUAUUUUGCGCCUCUUCAAGAUUCCCCAGAUAAGCUAUGCUUCCACUGCCCCCGACCUGAGUGACAAUAGCAGAUACGACUUCUUUUCCCGUGUUGUCCCCUCAGACACCUACCAGGCCCAAGCUAUGGUGGAUAUUGUCAAAGCAUUCAAGUGGAAUUAUGUUUCAACCUUAGCCUCUGAAGGCAGCUAUGGUGAGAGUGGAGUGGAGGCUUUCAUUCAGAAAUCAAGAGAGGAUGGGAGCAUGUGUGUGGCACAAUCUGUCAAGAUUCCACGGGAACCCAAAGCAGGAGAGUUUGAUAAGAUCAUUCGGCGCCUCCUGGAGACAUCCCAUGCUCGAGCUGUCAUCAUCUUUGCCAAUGAAGAUGAUAUCAAGAAUGUGCUGAUGGCUGCCAAGAGGGCUAAUCAGACUGGGCACUUCAUCUGGAUGGGGUCUGACAGCUGGGGCUCCAAAAUUGCCCCAGUGAGAGAUCUGGAAGAGGUGGCUGAGGGAUCUGUUACCAUCUUGCCCAAGAGGGCAUCUGUUAGAGGUUUUGAUCGCUAUUUUUCUAGUAGGACAUUGGAUAAUAACCGUCGGAAUAUUUGGUUUGCUGAAUUCUGGGAGGAUAACUUCCAUUGCAAGCUGAGUCGCCAUGCUUUGAAGAAAGGAAGCACCAUCAAGAAGUGUACAAAUCGUGAGCGGAUUGGCCAGGACUCUGCCUAUGAGCAGGAGGGGAAGGUGCAAUUUGUCAUCGAUGCUGUCUAUGCCAUGGGUCAUGCACUGCACAACAUGCACAAGAACUUAUGCCCUGGGAAGGUUGGCCUCUGCCCUAAGAUGGAUCCAGUAGAUGGUGCAGAGUUGCUCAAAUACAUCCGUAGCGUCAAUUUCUCAGGAAUUGCUGGGACCCCUGUGACAUUCAACGAGAAUGGAGAUGCCCCAGGCCGCUAUGAUAUCUAUCAGUACCAGAUCAAGAAUACCACUCCUGAGUACAAAGUUAUUGGGCACUGGGCUGAUCACUUGAAUUUAAAAAUGGAGCGCCUGCAUUGGCCCGGAGGAGGCAACCAGGUGCCCACCUCAAUUUGCAGCCAGCCAUGCAAGCCUGGAGAGAGGAAGAAACUGGUGAAAGGUAUUCCCUGCUGCUGGCAUUGUGAGCGCUGCGAUGGGUACCAGUAUCAGCAUGAUGAGUUCCACUGCAAGGUGUGCCGCUUCAGUGAGCGCCCCAACGAGAACCACACAGGCUGCAUCCCCAUCCCCAUUGUCAAGCUAGAGUGGAGCUCCCCUUGGGCCAUGGUGCCAGUUUUCAUUGCCAUUGUGGGCAUCAUUGCCACUCUCUUUGUGGUGGUGACUUUUGUGCGCUACAAUGACACGCCCAUUGUAAAGGCCUCAGGGCGAGAGCUCAGCUAUGUGCUGCUGACGGGCAUCUUUCUCUGUUAUGCCACCACCUUUCUGAUGAUUGCUGGGCCUGGCAUAGGCACCUGUUCACUGAGGCGUGUCUUCUUGGGGCUGGGCAUGAGCAUCAGCUAUGCUGCCUUGCUGACUAAAACCAACCGCAUCUACCGUAUCUUUGAGCAGGGUAAAAAGUCAGUCAGUGCUCCUCGCUUAAUCAGUCCCGCUUCCCAGCUGGUCAUCACCUUUAGCCUCAUCUCUCUGCAACUCCUGGGGGUCUGCAUCUGGUUCAUUGUGGAUCCCUCACACUCUAUCAUUGACUAUGAGGACCAGCGGACUACGGACCCCCGUUUUGCCCGGGGAGUCCUCAAGUGUGACAUUUCAGAUCUGUCCCUCAUCUGUUUGCUUGGGUACAGCAUGCUGCUCAUGGUGACCUGCACUGUGUACGCUAUAAAGACCCGAGGGGUUCCUGAGACCUUUAAUGAAGCCAAGCCCAUUGGGUUCACCAUGUACACUACCUGCAUCGUCUGGUUAGCCUUCAUUCCCAUCUUCUUCGGGACAUCACAGUCAGCAGAGAAGAUGUAUAUUCAGACCACGACGUUGACCAUCUCAGUGAGCCUAAGCGCCUCUGUCUCCCUGGGCAUGCUUUACAUGCCCAAGGUCUACAUCAUCCUCUUCCACCCAGAGCAAAAUGUUCCUAAGCGGAAGCGCAGCCUCAAAGCUGUUGUGACAGCAGCCACCAUGUCCAACAAAUUUACUCAGAAAGGAGGCUUCCGCCCCAAUGGAGAGGCCAAAUCAGAACUGUGUGAAAAUCUUGAAACACAAGCUCUGGCUACCAAACAGACUUACGUCAGCUAUAGCAACCAUGCAAUUUAAAUACAGCCAGUGGCAGCUGACCACAGAAAAGGGCUGCUGAAAUGGAGGAACUAGAAAAUGGAGUUAAGCCCUUCCACACAGAUAUUGUGGUGCUGGGGAGGGAGUGAAAGAAAAAAGGAUUCCAAGAAGGCAUCAGGGGUGCCUGAUUCUGAUGGCUGGGCUGUUGAGAGGCAGGUCUUCAAGAAGAUAGCUGCCAACAGCAACAAGAAGAACAAACCACCCUCAUGUGAGUUAUUUGCCUUCUACUGGAGGAAGAGGACAGGCCACGAGGGUGAACACCAUACCCAGGGAAAGAAGGUGGCAGAUCUUUAGCAACUUUUUUUGUUUUUGUUUUUCUAUAUCUUGGCAACAAGGAAAAAAGAAAAAAAAGUAAGGUUAAGUUUCUCUUUUUCCCAAAAGUUUGUGAGAUGAUUUGUGGUUGUGAAGAGUCUUUCUUUCUCCCAUUUUUCCUUUAUUUUUAAUUUUCUCAUCCCUGUCUGCUUACUUUCCCUUCUGUCUUCCCCCUCUCCUCCUUACCAAAUUCUGUGUUGCGAAAAUAGUAAAAAUUCCUUUAAAAAACCCUCAACCAUCAACAACAACAAAAAAUGAAAACAAACCUAGACUGUGUUCAAGUGCUGAUUUCUAUAGGUGGUAAAUUAAUGUAUGUGAUGACCAUAUGGAUUGAAAUAUGUCUGCUUUAAUGUACUGACCAAUCAAAAAAGAUAAAAAACAAAAAAAACAAAAAAAACAAAAGUUCAGUGCCUGGAUGUUUAUGACUUAUUCGAUGACGAUGUGUAGAGCAUGAUCAUUUUUAUACCAGAUUAUUUCUAAUAAAAACCAUGGUUUUGCACUCA
Messenger RNA from Sphaerodactylus townsendi, 4979 nucleotides. RefSeq names its product glutamate metabotropic receptor 4 (gene GRM4). The record is from RefSeq and is a predicted model, not a curated record. The transcript has 11 exons. Gene Ontology annotation, cellular component: membrane. Gene Ontology annotation, biological process: regulation of synaptic transmission, glutamatergic; G protein-coupled glutamate receptor signaling pathway. Gene Ontology annotation, molecular function: adenylate cyclase inhibiting G protein-coupled glutamate receptor activity. The coding region runs from base 1396 to 4146 and encodes 916 amino acids. NCBI's taxonomy places the organism in Eukaryota, Metazoa, Chordata, Lepidosauria, Squamata, Sphaerodactylidae.